GCUUCUUCAUGUGCCUAGCAACAACCACCACUGCUCAGAUAACCAACAGAAGAAAUGGAUGGAAGUAGAGUUGGAUGGUUCUCUCUGGCUAUUAGACUUGCUUACCGCCCUGAGAGAUAGCAUCCAACAAAUAAAAGAGCAUAUUAGGGGCCACGAAAUGGCCCUUAGAAGACGAGGAGAAGAAGUGACUAAGAUAGACAUGCACACUAACAUCCUUCCUGACAAAAAGUUGCGGAAGAAUAUUCAAAGUUGCUUUAGAGCACUGAACCAUAUUGAUGAUAAAGAUACCUUCAGCUACAUCGGAGAUGAGGAAUUUGAUUCUUUGAAGGUGUUCAAAAUUUUGAAGGAAGCGAGAGAGCUCACCGUUUCUCUUCUUCAGUCAGUCUUUAACUUCUCAUCCAUGCCGAGGCCAAAGACAAAAGUCAGCAGAUGGUCACUUACUUCAAACGCAUUGCACAAGAGGAAAGUAGCAUGCAAGGAUGAUAGCGAAGAUGUUGAAGCUAAUGAUGGAGGUGUGCCGAAGAUUCAAUUAAAAUUGCAGAUGUUUCAGAACAACAUUGAACAUAUUGAAGAAGGAUUAUAUUUCUUGUAUAGAAGAAUAAUCCGAAACAGAGUUGCAGUUCUUAACUUCUUCAGUUUGUAAUGGCUUAUUGGCCACUUACCCUUAUUAGCAUUCAAGUUUUAGAGGAAUUGCUAAUAUUUGUACCUUCUACCAAUUUUGUAUGCUAUAUAUAUAAGUGUUUGAUUAACAAUCUCCUCUCUUCUAAUUUUUCCAAGUCUUGCAAAUUUUCCUAUUUUCCUGUGCUUUAGAAAUGGUAAAAUCCAAUGUUCACAAAUCGAGAUCUUACCUAGGAACAAAAAAAGGCCCACAUGUUCAGAUAGUAGGGAUGAAGCAUAGAAUUGUUAGAACCUAAAACAAAAAUUAAAAUAGCUUUUGGGUUUCUAUUAGACAUUUAAUUUAUCAUAUACAACCUUCAAUAUAUAUUAUUAAAUCAAGUUGUAAUUUGUAGGCUUUCCAUCAUCAAUAGAAACCUAGAAGUGGAAAGUAGAAUCCAUUGAAAGUUUCAUCUAUUGUUGAGACUACACCAUGCUGGAAGCGACUCACUUUUAUUCUCAUCUCAUUGGGAUUAGAUACAUAGAUGGGAAAUCUCUAUAGAUAGUAGUAGUUCAAUAAACUCUCCAACUAGUAUAGGAUAAUUGAGUUAGUCCUAUUAUGCCGAUGCCACUCCAAGUCAUAAUCGAGUGGAUUCACAUCCUAAACCUCUCCUGGUUCUGUGCUACUUUCCCUUUUUUGGCUUUUACUUUCAACAGAAUGUGCUUUAUUUUGUAAGCCCAGUUAAUUGAUUUCUUGCCCGGAGAUAAGAGGGCAAGUUAUCAUGUAUCGGAGACUUAAACAGAAUGUCCUACAACGCUAGUAGUUCAUUCUGCACAACAUGCCCACAUUUAGGGACUUGAGGCCGGAGACUUAAAAUCAAGAUCAAAUAUAUUUUGUUAAACAGAAUUCUGUUCAAAUAGAGCCAUACCCAAUUCUUGCUUUGGCCAUACUGCGAUAAUAAUGCUCCCACAAUGUCUGCGAUUUCAUCUUUUGAUUUUCUUUGACAUGAUUAAUCAUUUGAUGUAUUAUUGAUGCUAGCUUUCUCUUUCUACCUCUCUGGAGAUCUGGUGCAGCUCAGAACUAAAACAACUCACAAACAUUGGAAUCCACUCUGCAUAAAGAUUUAAUCUAUCCAACCUACAACCAUGCAUCUGAUAAGAAAAUUGAGGACUGAUUCAAGCACAUGCAUCAGAAACUAAAUAGAAUUAAGAGGCCAGAAAUGAGCUUGUCCAGCUCAGAUAUUAAUCUAUGAUGUAUAUUGAUCUUCAGCUAGAAAUUGUGACCUAACAAGUAGACAGAAUCUAAAAACUCGUGUAUGUUAUAUUAGCAUUAAAGAGCACAAUAAUCAUCCUCACAAAUGUUGGAACCUAACUUGCUUAGCAUUGUUGUCUAUACUCAGGACAUAAUCAUGUGUAAAAAUUAAAAAAGAUAAUAACUGUAAUCUAAUGCAUGCAUGUGGAACUCAGCUGUAUUUAAGAAAUGAAAAAUGAUUCGUCCUGCUAUGAGAAGAGGUUGCCAGAUACAAAUUGCAUUGCAUAUUUCACAUGUUAUCUUCAGGUUAUCUGUAAAUAUUCCAGUUGUCUCCAUCGUGUUGCAGGAUACUUGAUCUAUAAGUAGAGGAAGCUCCAGGCUCCACAAGUCACACAUUUUCCCAUCAAAUUCUCUUUGGUUCUCUGCUUUCCAACAUCAUAUAGUAAUGGCUGCAAGUCAGCCUUUCCAUGUCCGAUCCAUCAGUCUACCA
Zingiber officinale is the source of this 2336-nucleotide messenger RNA. RefSeq lists its product as uncharacterized. Lineage: Eukaryota; Viridiplantae; Streptophyta; Magnoliopsida; Zingiberales; Zingiberaceae. The record is from RefSeq and is a predicted model, not a curated record. The transcript has a single exon. Bases 59 to 643 code for a protein of 194 amino acids. Gene Ontology annotation, biological process: shoot system development; root development.